AUGGUGCUUGGUCAGUGUUUGGGGCCUUCAGUGACUGGAGUGAAUGUUCUGAGACGUGUGGAGGAGGAAGUCAGGAACGCUCUCGUUACAGAGUUUGUAAUAAUCCUUCACCAAAACAUGGUGGAAAAGCGUGUAAAGGAUCCAGAAUUGUCAAUGAGACGAGGAAGUGAAAAGGAAUACAAAAGCGUGUUCGAAAGAAAUAUUGCAAUAACCCAGCUCCACAAUACGGUGGAAAGAACUGCCCAGGAAGUAAUGUCCAUGCUGAGAAAAAACAAUGCAAUUCAAAUCCCUGUCCAGUUGAUGGUGGAUGGUCCGAAUUCAUUCCUCAUGGAGACUGGAGCCAAUGUUCUGUUACAUGUAAAAAUGGAACCCAGACACGUGUCACAAUCCGCACGUGUUCUGAACCAGCACCUCUAUACGGGGGUAAACAUUGUAUUGGUCGCAGCACAGGACGUGAACAACAACUAUGUACUAAAGCAGACUGUCCGGUUUGAAGAUUUAAUCUCGUUUAUCUCUACAUUGAUUUACAUUGCCUCUGGUUAUGAUUUAGUACAUGGUGCUUGGUCAGUGUUUGGAGCCUUCAGUAACUGGAGUGAAUGUUCUGAGACGUGUGGAGAAGGAAGUCAGGAACGCUCUCGUUACAGAGUUUGUAAUAAUCCUUCACCAAAACAUGGUGGAAAAGCGUGUAAAGGAUCCAGAAUUUUCAAUGACAGGAGGAAGUGUAACACACAACCAUGUCCAGUUCAUGGUGGUUGGUCAGAAUUCAAUUCAUACAGUGAAUGGAGCACGUGCCCUGUUACAUGUGGAGGAGGAAAUCAAACACGAUCCAGAACAAGAAGAUGUGAUAACCCUCGUCCAGAACACAACGGAUUCAACUGCACAGGGUCGGUGGAAGAAAUUGCUAGUAGGAAAUGUAAUUCAAACAUCUGUCCAGGGGUCAAAAAGACAGCUGACAAGACGGUAAUCAUUUUUAUUGUGGUGUCGUGCAUUUUGACAACCCUCCUUUGUCUGAUUGCAUCCAGAAUAUAUCAGCGUAGAACAAGUAGAAAAAUGUACAAAAUAGAGGAACCAAUGCAACUUCAUUCGAUGGAAACGGUUUAUGAAGACAUGGAAAGCAUAGAAUUAAGAAAUCGUGAUUAUAUCUCAUCUCACACAGAAUGCGUUCUCAAUCCACGACUCCUCCAUCGACCUGAUGACGGAGUGGAACUUUCUUCUGUCUUUUUAGAUUUGAGAAGACAGUAUUCUAUUUUGAGCUAUGAUGAACGUGCGAAUACUAAAUUCACCCAAGAGAUAAGUGACGAAAAUGAAGAAUCCACAAUCUAUUCCAACGAGAACAGUACUCCAGGUGAAAUGAAUGAUAAGAGAUUGGCAAUUCUUGCAGGAAAUCAAAACGAAAAUGAUUAUACUGGAGCAGAAAUAUGUUUCGAUUUAGCUAAAACUCGACAAAAUGAAAUAUCUAGUGUCGUUUGCCACGACGAACCAACCAUGAAGAAAAGAAAUCGAUACAUUGUCAUUUUACCCAAUGAAACUUACCCGGAGAGUGUCAGUGAAGAAUCUCAUGAUUGUGCAACGAAAUAUGAGAAUGAAGAAUUCGAAAAAUGUGAAGACAUAGAUACAGAGUUUUCAAUGAAUUUGGCAGAAAGCAUUGGAGAAAAUUACAACGCUUCACGUCACCACGUCGGUAGAGAUACCUUUGAACGAGGCAAUAUUUUGGUUUUGCAAUCUGAUAAUGAUGGCUCGGAUGAGAAAUAAACAUGGAAUACACAAUUUUGCCCGCACUACUAGGAUACCACGACAAGUGUACUCAUCGUCGUACACGCCAAGACGCAGAUAACAAAAAUUGCCAAGAAAGAAUAGCACUAAAAUAUCUAGCCAUGUAAAUGAUACACUUAUUGCAUGAAAUCGCGAAAAAAUUCAAUGCGCUAAAAUCUCAAGACAGCUUCUUCAAGAACACAAAUAGCCCCUACACAAACAUAACUUGGUAUACGAUAUGUUAAUGAUUCCUUAACAUGGAACUACAUGAAUGUCGAAGGAGUGUAAUUCAUUCUUUUAGAGUUGCUGAUUACUUCAUUCAAUGUUUAGACUUACAAGACAUGUACAUGUAAAUUGUAAAUGAUGUUAGACAAUUGUCAACACUAUUGAUUUCACAAUGAUAAAAGGAAACUCGGGACAAGGCAUGGAAAUCAGUUAAUAUUUAGAACGGAAACAUUCAGUAAAAGUGUUUGUAUUUCUGGAAUAACUAGUUAAAGAUUUGAACAUUGAUAAUGUAGCAAUGCUCACGAUGGCUUUGUUUUGUAAAUAGAUUGUUCAAAUUUCGAAAUAAUCUGGUGAUUUCUUUUCCUGGAUUUGCAUAUUGUGUGUUUAAAACCGUAACAGCUGCCCCUAUAAUUUGUUUUUAACACGUGAUUUUAAUUGUUAUUUUCCUUGUGACACGGAGAAGGGAGUUUAUAAUUCAAUAUAUGCAAUUGUUAUUGUAUUUUCAUAGUAUAUAUGUCUUUGUUUUGGUAUACUGUUUUACGUCAUUUAGAGAAAAUGUCUCUUAUUUACAGAUGUCGCAUGUUGUUAAAGAAUUGUGUUGCCAUAUUUUUUUUUACCUAGGAAAUGCACUUUAGACCGUUUUUAAGAUCAAAUCCAAAUGAUCUGUAAUUUCUACUCCUAGUGCUGGGAGCUUGUAGAUUAAAUUUAAGCCUUUUCCCUCUGUCACGAAGCCAGUGUUCUAAGUACUACGCUACCUCGGCACUAUAUUUGUCGUUGUACACGCUGAGCUUAGGCGCAUAGCAAAAUCUGCUAAAAAUAAAAAUGAUAAAAUAGCUCCCCAUAAAGAUUAUACACUUGUUGAAUGAAACUGCGCCACAAAUUAAAGCGUUAAGAUUUCAAACAUCUUUUUCAAAGAAAAAAAGUCCCUACAAAAAUAUUACCUGCUAUAUAGCAUGUUGAUGAAUACAUCACCUUGGGUCUAUGUUGAAGGAGAUGGAAUUUAUUCUAUUAGAUUUUCUGAUAAUGCAUUCAAGAUUUGGACUUACAACUCAUCCACGUGUAAAUUGUAAAUGACACUAAACAUUUGUGAACACUAUCGAAUUAACAAACCAUAAAAGAAAAUCGGAACAGAGGCGGGACAAUAGUUACGAUUUUAGAAUGAAAACAGUCUGUAAAUAAUGUUUUUAUUCCUGAAAUAAAUAGCUAACGAUUUGUGUAUGCAUUGAUGAUGUAUUAAUGCUGACAAUGGUUUUGUUUUGUAAAAACAUUGUUCAAUUUUUCAAUUAACCUGCUGAUUUCAAUUGCUAGAUAUGCAUGUUAUGUGUUUUAUUCUUUUACAGUUAAACCAAUAUUGUAUUUGUAACACAAGUUUUUGAAUAUGC
This is a messenger RNA of Ostrea edulis (European flat oyster), 3359 nucleotides long. RefSeq lists its product as uncharacterized. The coding region runs from base 1 to 1752 and encodes 583 amino acids. The transcript is spliced from 6 exons. The record is from RefSeq and is a predicted model, not a curated record. NCBI's taxonomy places the organism in Eukaryota, Metazoa, Mollusca, Bivalvia, Ostreida, Ostreidae.